UCAUCCCAAAUAGAAAAACAAACCUUUUUUUUUGAAAUUCGAACGUACGAACUAAAACCUAACACACUAAUCUCGCCGAUCUCUUCAGCCUCAUCUUCCCCUUUCCGUUGAAUUCGUGAGUUUUUUUUUUCUGGAGAACAAGAAGUAUGACUAUUGUCAACAAGAAAAGGGUUCGAAUUUCAUCUCCUGCCUCCGAUUCGGACGACGAAGAUGAAGGAAACCCCAAAACUCAUGAGAAUGGUAUUAUUGGAGGAAAGCGGCGAAUGAUAGGAUACAAUAAGGCUGGUGAUACUGAGAAUAGGCUAAAGUCUAAUACUUGUUACGUGUGUGAUGGAAAUGACGACUGGCUUUUGGUAUGUCACGGAGAGGAAUGUCCUAUAGCCAUUCAUCAAAGCUGUACAUCUGAUGAGCCUGAUUUUGAUGAAUUCCGAAAUUUUUAUUGUCCUUACUGUUGCUAUAAGCGUGUAAUUGCGAAGUCUGUGAAUCUAAGAGAGAAGCUUUUGGUGAUUGAGAAGUCUAGGAAAGGUAGAGAGACUUUAGGAGGAAUAGAUUUGGGGUCAAUGAUGGAUGAAGUUAGUGAAAAUAUAGAGAAUGUAGUUGAGGUAAAUGUUUCAGGAAGUAGAAGAGUAACAAGUGUUGAUCUUAGUGGGAAUAGAAGGGAGAGUGAUGAAUCAUACGAGAAAUUCAUGGCGAUGGAGAAGGAACAGCGAAUGAAAGAAGUUGCGGCUGAAACUCAGUCUCGGGAAUCUUCUGAGACUGGUGAUGAUGAUGAUGUGGAAGAGGGAAGACUGCAGCGAGGUAGAUUUAGUGAGAGCAAUGAAGAGACUUCAGAGAUGUGCAUUACUUAUGCCGGUGAGGAAAGAAAGGAAAGGGCAAGAGGUUGUGAGAAAAUCAAUGAAGAAGUACGAAUGCAGAAUUCUGGUGUAGAUGAUGAAACAAAGAAGCAGAGACGAUGUGAUGUAAACCAUGAAACAGCGCAACCACGCAGUUUUGUUGCUGGUGUCGAUACAAGAAAGCAGAGGAUAUACAGUGAGAAGAGCCAGCAAAACAAAAGACUUGCAGGAACUGAUGAGAAGGACGUCUUUAUCAAUGAUGAAGAAACACAAGCGCGCAAUUCAGAUAUGGGUGAGGGAACAGGCAGGCAAGGAUGUUGCCAUGAGAAUAACCAGCAAAAGAAUGCGUCAGCUACUGAAAGUUGUGAGCAGGAAGUCCGUAGGCCUGAUAAAAGAUUGUCGCACGGUUCUGGAUUUGGCAACAUGAGAUUUCGGCAGGGAAAACAUAUUGAAAAGAACCAGCAUAACGAAACUGAAACUCAGGAGAAGGAAGUUUUUAAGGAUGGGAAGAGAAAGCGGGAAGGAACAGUAGUGAGAGAUGGAGAUGAGUUUGACUUGGCGGAGAAUCAAUACAACCAAUUGCAAGGUAAUAUGAGAAAUGAUGAUGCGACCUUCAACAAGGAAAAUAAUGGUUUCGGAAAGGAAGAGCAAAUAGAGCGUAACUCUACAUCGUCUAUAUUAUCUCCUAUCUCUACAGACAAUGUUAACGACUCUAAUGCAGCUUCCCAAGAGUUAGCUUUGAUCAUCCACCCUGGUGUACAAGAACGACCAAUCGAAGCACAACCUUUUCGCUCCGCAGCUCCAAAGAAACCGUCUUUUCAACAUGAAAAAUACGGACACAAAAGUUACCUGGAGAAGAAUGGAUCUGCAUCUGAUGAUCCCAGACACAGGAAGUUUGUUUCAUGCAGUGACAAAAAACGUAAAAGACUGUUUUGGACGCAGGCAGAAGAAGAAAUGCUUAGGGUUGGUGUGCAGAAUUUUCCAGGCUUCCGGAAUAUUCCUUGGCGGAAGAUCUUGGAAUUUGGUAGGGAUGUGUUUCACGACGACCGGGUUCCAAGCGACCUCAAGGACAAGUGGAAGAACAUGAACAAAAUGUCAUUUCAGACCGGAAAAUGGGUAACCCUCUCAACUGAAAGGCAACCAAAUCACCUUGUCUCUGAAGCUUGUUCUGAAUGAGAAAUAUUCCAGUAGCCUUAGACUUUAGACUAGUAGAGGAAGAAAAUCAACGCCCCAUCGCUUUGCAGUUUUUGUACAACCUUGUUGGCUUUUGUCCAUAAGACUACGAGUGAUGAUUUGUUGACACUUGUAAAAAAAUGUGAAUUCUAAAACCCUACACCAAUGCUCCUUUAAUGUCUCGAAGUUGUAGUAGAUAAGAUUCUGUUGUGCAUGUCAAAUGAUAGCUC
This is a messenger RNA of Eutrema salsugineum, 2236 nucleotides long. RefSeq lists its product as uncharacterized. The transcript is spliced from 4 exons. The record is from RefSeq and is a predicted model, not a curated record. Bases 147 to 2009 code for a protein of 620 amino acids. NCBI's taxonomy places the organism in Eukaryota, Viridiplantae, Streptophyta, Magnoliopsida, Brassicales, Brassicaceae.